GAAGAAUCUUCCAGCUAAGAAGCAGCCGGUCUCAACCAAAUUACUAACCGAUGGGCUUCAAAAUGAGAAACCUGAUACAACUUCAACUAAGCAUCCAACUACCACCCAGCCUCAAUUAAUUGAGGGAGAAGGAAACACAGUUGUAUCAGAACCUAGUAGUAGCUUGGCUGAGGAAUUAAGUCAUCUUCCUACCCAUGAGCCGGAGCAAGCACAACCUUCUUUUGAGGUGAUUUGAUUAAUAAAAUGGCCACAGUCAUUCUGAGAGAUACCUCUCCAGGCCAUUCUUCAGAAGUUGAGGUUAUGCGCUCUGUUUUAAGAAAGUCAGGUACUGGGAGAUACUUAUUAGCUCUCUCUAAAUGCCCUUCUCCUCUCAGUGACAGUGACCAAAACAAAUUAGCCCAACUCAUAAUAGACAAUGAAACUGUCCAAAAUGAUAAGCAUAAGAUAACGGCCACCGACUUUGAGGAAAUAGUAAAAAUUAUUCUCAAUAUUUUUCCUAAGGAGAGUGCUGUAAGUUUAAGCCUCAGUUUCAAUGGGAUGGAUAUCAACUCUAGUACAUUUGGAUAGAGAAACAAGAGCAGCAUUACAAGCUAACUAUCAUUGCUAGUGAUAAUGGUCAUCCUAAGCAUUCUACUCGAUCUAUUGUUCAUAUUCAAGUCCAGGACUACAAUGACAACCCUCCUGCCUUCUCAAACAAUAAUUACAAGGCAUCUGUUAACGAAGAUGCGCUUCCUGGCACAGUAAUUAUUCAGCUAGCCACAUCAGAUGCAGAUUCUGUGAAGAUGCCUGUAGAUUUGUAAAUUGUGUCCGGUGAUCCUGCCUCACAGUUAUCAGUACGCUCCACUGGAGAAGUGUAUGUCGUGCGCCCUUUGGACAGAGAAAC
This is a messenger RNA of Frankliniella occidentalis (western flower thrips), 883 nucleotides long. RefSeq lists its product as uncharacterized. The record is from RefSeq and is a predicted model, not a curated record. The coding region runs from base 244 to 567 and encodes 107 amino acids. NCBI's taxonomy places the organism in Eukaryota, Metazoa, Arthropoda, Insecta, Thysanoptera, Thripidae. The transcript has 5 exons.